Molecule: messenger RNA, 1141 nt
Organism: Equus quagga
Lineage: Eukaryota; Metazoa; Chordata; Mammalia; Perissodactyla; Equidae
Gene: ARHGDIG
Product: Rho GDP dissociation inhibitor gamma
Exons: 7
Coding region: 1-933 (310 amino acids)
Biological process (GO): Rho protein signal transduction
Cellular component (GO): membrane; cytoplasm; cytosol
Molecular function (GO): protein binding; Rho GDP-dissociation inhibitor activity
Source: RefSeq, a predicted model, not a curated record
AUGGCGACCGCCGGGAGGGGGGCUUCCCCGGAGACUCCCCAGACGCCCGCGGCGCCGUUGGGUGGGGCGGCCCCAGUGGCCAGAGCGGGGUGCGGGCCGGGCGGCGGCUGGGACCGUGACGCGGCCGUGUGCGUCCGUGUCCGCGGCGGCCGUGCGGGGUCCGGGUGCGCCCGCGGCGGGGACGACCGGUGCCGGCGCCGUGCGGGCGACACGCGCGUCUCUGCGGGCUGCGCGGGGUCCGCGGAGCGGCUGGGGGCGCGCGGCGCGGUUGGGCCGGCAAAUGCCAGGGGCAGCUGGCACAGCUGCUCACGCACCUCUCGGACCCCAGUCCUCCUGACCGACAAGGAGGGGGGGCAGCUGCCACCAGACGAGGCGCUCGACGAGGCCGUGCCGGAGUACCGGGCCCCGGGGAGGAAGAGCCUCCUGGAGAUCCAGCAGCUGGACCCAGAUGACCAGAGCCUGGCCAAGUACAAGCAGGCGCUGCUGGGGCCCCUGCCUCCCGUGGCGGACCCAAGCCUGCCCAACGUGCAGGUGACCAGGCUGACACUGAUGUCCGAGCAGGCUCCAGGGCCCAUCACUAUGGACCUCACAGGGGAGCUGGCUGCGCUGAAAAACCAGGUGUUCAUCCUGAAGGAGGGUGUGGAUUACAGAGUGAAGAUCACCUUCAAGGUCAAUAAGGAGAUCGUCAGUGGCCUGAGAUGUCUGCAUCACACCUACCGCCAGGGCCUGCGUGUGGACAAGGCCGUGUACAUGGUGGGCAGUUACGGCCCGAGCGCCCAGGAGUAUGAGUUCGUAACUCCGGUGGAGGAGGCGCCGCGGGGCGCGCUGGUGCGGGGUGCCUACGUGGUCACAUCCUUCUUCACCGAUGACGACAGGACGGACCACCUGUCCUGGCAGUGGGGCCUCCAAAUCUGCCGAGACUGGGAGAGCUGAGCACCACCCCUGCCUGGGGCUGUCUUCCCACUCGGGGUCCUUGUCUCCCCCGCCUGUCUGUCACUGCACAGGGACCCCCAUGCACUCCCCCACCCCCUCUGUCAGUGACCAGACCCUCCAUGCCCUCUGCCCUGUCCUGGGACCCCUCCUCCCUGGGCCUGGCACUGUGCCCUGAACAGCCCUAUUAAACGUGGCCCUGUCUCUGUGC